AUGACGUUGUCAGUAGGCGCGGGGGCCACAAGAGCGGCUGAGAACGGAAGCGCGCUGCACGAACUGCCGUUAGAUGUUCUGGCUAUCAUCCUCAGCAAGCUUGCUGUGCAGGAUCCGCCUUCCUUCAUAGACGCCACGUACGCUUGCAGAACCUUCCAGAACAUUGCUUCUGAUGAACAGCUAAGCCUAUGGAAGAAGAUGUUCCAUGAGCGCGAGCAGUUUCCUGCUGAAUGUUCAGAAGCCAAAGCCUUCGAAGAUGCGAUUAAAGGCUUCUCUGGGUACAGGAACCUGGUGAUAGUUCGCUGGGAGAAGCAGAAGAAGAAAGAACUGAGCUCUGUAAAGUCCAAGUCCGCCGAAGGCAACGCGUGUCCGCAGAUAAGGCUGCUUUUCCUUGUGAAAUCGCUGCAGAAAAGGAUCAUACUCUGGGGCGUCGCAAAUCAGGAAGCAAUGGAACCAGGUCCUGUGCGGCAGCGCACCUUGGGGAGUAAUCAAGAGACAGCAUUCGACUUCAACAGUUUGGAGUCUCGUCUCAAACUAGCUUCUCGCAACGCUGGCAUGGAACUGGGGCUCGCGAACAUCUCGACUAAAGCUGAGAAGAGCAGCUUUGGUAGAGUUAGAAAAGCCAGAAGGAACGGGUCAUGA
This is a messenger RNA of Klebsormidium nitens, 642 nucleotides long. NCBI's taxonomy places the organism in Eukaryota, Viridiplantae, Streptophyta, Klebsormidiophyceae, Klebsormidiales, Klebsormidiaceae. The record is from the annotation of a GenBank genome assembly.